AUGGAGGCUGUUGUUGUAGACCAGUCAAUCUCUGCCUGCAAGCAGAUUAAAAUGAUCAGAACAACCCCAAGAUCCUCUGAAAAUCUUGCUCCCAUAAAUUACAACAUCCAUGGAGGUCUCUUGCAGGCUCCUCCUCCACCUUCUCUCUCAUUUUCAUAUAACCCUCCAGCUUCUCUCUACAAUAAAUAUCGGUACCAGCAACUUCAACAAGUACAGAGGCAGCAGCAACAACACCCACCUCUCCUUCCUCUGCCGGUUCCAAACAGACCUCCUCAUCAUCACCAGUCUCUGCCAUCUCUCCCAUCUCGUACCCGAGGCCUCUCUCGCCCUCCCCCCACCAGAAAGGCCAACAACGCCAGAAGCCAAUCUCUCACACCCAAGAAACCAAAGUCAAAGCCCUCCAAGAAAGAAGAAGCUAAGCAAAUAUCUGACUGUUUGAUCAUUGCUUCCUCCAAGAAAGAAGAAGCUAAGCAAAUAUCUGACUGUUUGAUCAUUGCUUCCACCAACCGUUUGGGACCCGACCCCAAUGAUCUUCCCAAAGAUGUUACUAAGGUUUUGAUGACAUCAUCUUCAUCUUCAUCUUCAUCUUCGUCAUCAAUUGGUAAUAUGAGUGAUCUUAGUGGUGGUGGUGUUGGUGUGGAAGAUAUGGAUAAGUUUUCAGGUUCCAUUUUCACUCUCUCGCCACCUCCGAGUAGCUUGCCUCUCCCGAGGUUUUCUCUGCAGCGAAGGCUCAGUCGCAACGCCGAAGCUGCGGGGAUCGACGCAGGAGCAACGGACAAUCUCCGCCGUCUGUUACGUCUCCGCUGA
Messenger RNA from Prunus armeniaca (apricot), 807 nucleotides. The record is from the annotation of a GenBank genome assembly. Lineage: Eukaryota; Viridiplantae; Streptophyta; Magnoliopsida; Rosales; Rosaceae.